AUGAAAAAUGUCGUUCGUUGUCAAAACCGUUGGAAUUGUUCAUCAAGCAACAAGUGGAAUGGCACAACUGUUCAUAAUAUGUGCUCGUUUAAAAUCGAAUUACGUGCUGCUCGAUCAUAUGGUUUAAGUACAAAAGCUUUUUAUGAUAAUUUAGAAGUUGAGAAAACUGAAGGCCCUCAAAAACAUUUAUUUAUCGGUGAAACAUCUGAUUGUGGUCUUUAUGGUGCAGCAAAUUCAUCAAUUGUUAAAAAUAUUCGUACACAAUUAACUGAUGAAAAACAAAAUUUCGAAGGAAGAACAAUCAUUGCUAUUGGAGAUAAAUCUCGUACUGGUUUAUCUCGUACACAUUCAUCAAAUAUACUUUUAUCAGUUAAUGAAAUUGGAAAACGAUCACUUGUUUUUGGUUAUGCAUCAGCUGAUAUUGUUUAUAAUAGAUUCAAAUCAACUAUUGCUUAUACAACAUCUCGUCAAAAGAUUUUAUCUGGUGAUGGAAUUGCACGUUCAAAAUCAAUUCAAGUAUAUAAUUCAACUAAUGCUGAUAUUCUUCGUUCAUUUCAAGAAUUUAAUUUAGCAUCUGUUCUUUAUUAUACAAUGGAAGAAAAUGCAACAUCAGAACAAUCAUCACGUAUGACACCUAUGGAUAAUGCUACGAAAAAUACUGGAAAAUUAAUUAAUAAAAUUAACUACUUAUUAUAA
Molecule: messenger RNA, 696 nt
Organism: Rotaria sordida
Lineage: Eukaryota; Metazoa; Rotifera; Eurotatoria; Philodinida; Philodinidae
Source: the annotation of a GenBank genome assembly